Messenger RNA from Andrographis paniculata, 708 nucleotides. RefSeq lists its product as uncharacterized. The record is from RefSeq and is a predicted model, not a curated record. NCBI's taxonomy places the organism in Eukaryota, Viridiplantae, Streptophyta, Magnoliopsida, Lamiales, Acanthaceae. The transcript is spliced from 2 exons. The coding region runs from base 1 to 708 and encodes 235 amino acids.
AUGGCUGAGGAUACCCGCACUCUAAGAGAGUUGGCUGCUCCCGACUUGGCGCAGCAGCCCUUAUGCAUUAACUUUCCCACUCUGAAUAACACUAUUGCUUUUGAACUGAAAUCUGGAUUAAUUCAUUUAUUGCCUUCUUUUCAUGGACUUGCAGGUGAAGAACCUCACAAACACUUGCAAGAGUUCGACGUGGUGUGCUCCAGCAUGAAACCACCAGGUGUUACUGUUGAACAGAUCAAACUCAAAGCCUUUCUAUUCUCACUUAAAGAUGCUGCAAAGGAUUGGCUCUACUAUAUCCCACCUGAAAGCAUUGACACGUGGAACGACAUGAAGAAGAAAUUUUUGAAGAAGUACUUUUCAGCUUCCAGAGCUGCGAUUCUGAGGAAGGAGAUAUGUGGCAUCAAACAACAAUCAGCAAUUUGGUUCAAGAGUGUUGGACAUAUGAGCGGAAACAACAGCGACCAUGCCAUCCAAUCGAUGCAACAACAACUUUAUGAGUUGACGAGCUUUGUUCGCAAGAUGGUCGUGGAAAAAUCCAACCCGAGUGUCCAGGUCAAGGUGUGUGGAAUAUGCACGAGUGCAGGACACUCUACAGAUGCAUGUCCGACACUCCAAGAAGAAUGUGCAAUGGAUGUGAACACUGCAAACUACGGUAUGAAUAGACCUCCAGCGUACCAUCCAUACUCCAACACCUACAAUCCAGGCUAA